GAUUGUAUAAUUCUCCCAGCCACCCCACCGAACCCCAGCUGGGCGGGGUUGGAGGAGGUCCCGCGCGGUUCCCCGAGGCUGCGUCCCGCUCGCUCUCCGCGCGCAGGCGCGGGCGGGCCGUAGGCGGUCUACGUAACGGAUGGUGGAGCCUACGUCAAGGCUGGCGCGGCGUGACUGAGCUCCCUGAUACAGCGGUGUCCUACAGGCAUCCGGGGCAGUAAAACCGCGGUGACGGUGCAGGCGGCUGCCAGGCCGAGGCAAGCGAGGUAGAGGUGGCGGCCGCAGGAGCGCUGAGCCGGGUUUUAGCCCCUGGUACAGGUACAAUGAAAGCCUUCCACACCUUCUGUGUUGUCCUUUUGGUGUUUGGGAAAAUCUGUGAGGCCAAAUUUGAUGAUUUCGAGGAUGAGGAAGACAUAGUAGAGUAUGAUGAUAAUGACUUUGCUGAAUUUGAGGAUGUCACAGAAGAUUCGGUUACUGAAUCUCCUCAACGGGUGAUAACCACUGAAGAUGAUGAAGAUGAGACCACUGUGGAAUUGGAAGGGCAGGAUGAAAACCAGGAAGGAGAUUUUGAAGAUGCAGAUAACCAGGAGGGAGAUACUGAGAGUGAGCCAUAUGAUGAUGAAGAAUUUGAAGGUUAUGAAGACAAACCAGAUACUUCUUCUAGCAAAAAUAAAGACCCAAUAACAAUUGUUGAUGUUCCUGCACACCUCCAGAACAGUUGGGAGAGUUAUUAUCUAGAAAUUUUGAUGGUAACUGGUCUGCUGGCCUACAUCAUGAAUUAUAUCAUUGGGAAGAAUAAAAACAGUCGCCUUGCUCAAGCCUGGUUUAACACUCACAGAGAGCUUUUGGAGAGCAACUUUACCUUAGUGGGAGAUGAUGGAACUAAUAAAGAAGCCACAAGCACUGGGAAGCUGAACCAGGAGAAUGAGCAUAUUUACAACCUGUGGUGUUCUGGUCGAGUGUGCUGUGAGGGGAUGCUUAUCCAGCUUAGAUUCCUCAAGAGACAGGACUUGCUGAAUGUCCUGGCCCGGAUGAUGAGGCCAAUGAGUGAUCAAGUGCAAAUAAAAGUAACCAUGAAUGAUGAAGACAUGGACACAUACGUGUUUGCUGUUGGCACUCGGAAAGCCUUGGUGCGACUGCAGAAGGAAAUGCAGGAUCUGAGUGAGUUCUGUAGUGACAAACCUAAGUCUGGAGCAAAGUAUGGACUGCCAGACUCCUUGGCCAUCCUGUCAGAGAUGGGAGAAGUCACAGAGGGAAUGAUGGAUACGAAGAUGGUUCACUUUCUUACACACUAUGCUGACAAGAUUGAAUCCGUUCAUUUUUCAGACCAGUUCUCUGGUCCAAAAAUUAUGCAAGAAGAAGGUCAGCCUUUAAAGCUGCCUGACACUAAGAGGACACUACUGUUUACAUUUAAUGUGCCUGGCUCAGGUAACACUUACCCAAAGGAUAUGGAGGCUUUGCUACCCCUGAUGAACAUGGUGAUUUAUUCUAUUGAUAAAGCCAAAAAGUUUCGACUCAACAGAGAAGGCAAACAAAAAGCAGAUAAGAACCGAGCUCGAGUGGAAGAGAACUUCUUGAAGCUGACGCAUGUGCAGAGACAGGAAGCUGCGCAGUCUCGGCGUGAGGAGAAGAAGAGAGCAGAGAAGGAGCGGAUCAUGAAUGAGGAAGAUCCUGAGAAACAGCGCAGGCUGGAGGAAGCUGCCUUGAGGCGUGAACAAAAAAAAUUGGAAAAGAAACAAAUGAAAAUGAAACAAAUCAAAGUGAAAGCCAUGUAAAGUCAUCGCAGAGAUCUGAGUCCUGACGUCACCUGUAAGCUCUGAAUUCACAGGAAAUGUAAAAAAUAACAGUCCAUUUUUCAUCUUAAAGUUCAGGCAAUCCUAGUGACUGAGAAAUCCUUAUUUCAUCAUCAUUCUAUUUUUGGUUUGGAGUUUUACAGGGGUUAUAGAUACAUCGGAAGGACUCUGUUCCAGUAAUUUUCUUCCAGAUAAUCAAAUUAUUUUGAUUAUUUUAUGAAAGGAAUGAUGUAUGAACUCUGUAGUUUUAAAAUGUUUUUAAAAUUAUACAUGAAUCAUCAGUGCUUUUAGCUGUGAUAUUUGAAGAAAUAUCAUGACUUGAUAGAUAAGCAAUUAGAUUGUUGCUUUUCGUUUAGAAUGGCAGUUCUGAAUGGCAAUUGAAGUGGCUAUAAAGAAUGCCUCUAAACCAAGAUUCCACAAAUAACUGUUGGAAUUGCACAAUAAACAUUGCCUGGUGUUUUCUUCUGUGUCUACAUUAAACUUGUAAAAAAGUAAAAUUUA
Pteropus alecto (black flying fox) is the source of this 2294-nucleotide messenger RNA. RefSeq names its product coiled-coil domain containing 47 (gene CCDC47). Gene Ontology annotation, molecular function: calcium ion binding. The coding region runs from base 324 to 1775 and encodes 483 amino acids. NCBI's taxonomy places the organism in Eukaryota, Metazoa, Chordata, Mammalia, Chiroptera, Pteropodidae. The record is from RefSeq and is a predicted model, not a curated record. Gene Ontology annotation, biological process: endoplasmic reticulum calcium ion homeostasis. The transcript is spliced from 13 exons. Gene Ontology annotation, cellular component: endoplasmic reticulum.